GUCGCAUCUACGUUAUCGAUGGCAACACGCGCCUCAAGGCCGCACAUGUUCGGCGCUGCCAUCAGAGCUUGCUGACGAAGUUGGGAGACUGGCGGCCCUCCGGCAGUCAGCCGCUGCUUGAUCAGCUGCCGCCCUUGCUCAGCCGCUUCGACCAAGCAUGGACUGACUUCGAGGGGAGCUACGUGGCCGAGCUGAUGCGGAUCGAGGUCGAGGCUAGGAGGCCUAUGGAAAGGGCA
Molecule: messenger RNA, 236 nt
Organism: Symbiodinium necroappetens
Lineage: Eukaryota; Dinophyceae; Suessiales; Symbiodiniaceae
Source: the annotation of a GenBank genome assembly